AUGGACCUUCUUUCUGCACUUUUAAACGAGCAGUUCUUUGUUCUCUUGCGUAGGUUUUAUGACACCGUCUAUCGAUCUGUGGUGGUUCGCCUUUUUGACAUAGGUGCUACGGUAAUGGAGGUCGAUUCGCAUGAGUUUUCGCCUUCUAGAUGUACUGUGAAUUGGCCCUCUAAAUCUAGUGUGCUUGAGACACCGGAAAGAAAGCGUUUCCAGCAUUCGAUUAGCUUUUCAGAUUCUGGUUUAGGCUCUUCGCUCCUUAGAACACCGCCUGAUCAGGAAUCGAUGAAGCCGCUUAAGACCUCACCGUUAUUAAGAACCCCUACGGAUCGAUCAGGACGUUCUGUGGAUAGCUUCUGUUGUAAUGCGACACCCUCACCCAUAAAAUCUUUUGUUCAUAUGUCUUCAUAUAGUAGUACGUUUUCAUCACCUGAAAUCAGGAAGUGUUCAUUAUCAAGGCAUGAAUUACGAUUAUCAAAUCCAGAAAAUGCGACCAGUUAUAAAUUCAGUGGUGACACUUUUAUUAAGAAUCGUGGAAGCCCAAUUAAUAUGACAAGCAGUGAUAUUAUCACGCAAAAUCGACCGUUUUCUGUUCGACAAAACCACAUGACAGCCCCGAGCACCUCACGCGCCUCUAACAGAGCUCUUGUUCUACCUUCACCCAGUAAUGAUGCUGGGAUCGAGAAUGACGAGAAGGCAGCAGAUGUUACAAUUCCUUAUGCUAUUUUAGAAACUCCUAGUAAGGGUCUCGGAUUCGACCCCAUAGACAAAAACUUUUUUGGAGUGGACGAUUUCAUGGGUGUUGCGACGUCAACUCCGCUUAGAGAUAUUAAUGAGGGUCAUGUAGAUAUGAUGGCUUUUCCGGUCAACUACCCUAGACUGUAUGAGCAGACAAGUGGCCCGUUGGAAGGCAGUAUUUGUGAAUCCCUUGAAGCUCCUGGACCAGUUUCGGGGUUAUUUACUUCUCCUAGUAAGAUAACUUUAUCCAAUGCGUAUCCUAAUGGCCCUCGUUUUGUUGAUAGAAGCUUAUCCGAGCCCUCGUAUAACGAGGUUGUUCCGGAUCGACCAAGGCCCGCUUUUUUCACUAGAGGACGCGAGAACUUUAUUGAUAAUUCGUAUUCAGUGGCUGAAUCAGCCAGUUUAACCAAUGUUAACGUUACUGAGCCCAGACCGUUCCGGGUGCCUACAAAAUCCCUGAAACCAUUUUCACGUUCGUGGUCGAAAAUAGUCUUCGGAGAAACGAGGGAACAGCGUGAGCUGACUAGGCGUGCACAUACGUUUAUGGAAACUCAUUCACUGCGCACUUUUCUGUAG
Enterobius vermicularis (human pinworm) is the source of this 1311-nucleotide messenger RNA. Lineage: Eukaryota; Metazoa; Nematoda; Chromadorea; Rhabditida; Oxyuridae. The record is from the annotation of a GenBank genome assembly.